Messenger RNA from Alternaria atra, 1779 nucleotides. RefSeq lists its product as uncharacterized. The record is from RefSeq and is a predicted model, not a curated record. NCBI's taxonomy places the organism in Eukaryota, Fungi, Ascomycota, Dothideomycetes, Pleosporales, Pleosporaceae. Bases 1 to 1779 code for a protein of 592 amino acids. The transcript has a single exon.
AUGUCGCCCGAACGAGUUCAGUGGCGGUCCAUAGUUCUCCGUCCCGGGAUAGUGGCUCUUCUCUUGUCCGCAGAAAUGAGCCUCAUUGGCGCGAUCACAACUCUUUGGAUUCUUUCCAACGUACACGCAGGCUUCACCAACGUUGGAUUUCAAGGGUCCGGUUCAGCAGUUUUCAGCGUGCAAGGCGCACUCGACCGCAGUCAGCCUUUGCUAUGGACGACGUUACCAGUCAUCAUCCUUACGCUCUAUCGCCUCUUCCGCGAAGCUGUCGUCGCAGCUCUCGUUGUUGAAACACCAUUCAUCGAAUUACACCAGUCCUCAUCUGUUAGCCCUACCAAGAUACGAAAGUCGAUAUAUGUGGACUAUCGCACAUCACUCAGCAUCAUAGCAUGGUACAAGGCUCUCCAGAACAGCCAUAUAUUCCUUGGUCUAUGCAUGCUGUUUUCCUUCGUGGUAUCAAUUGCGCUGGUACCGCUGGCUGGAGGCCUUUUCACCGAAGGGAUGGAGCUUUCUGCGACCAACGCAACUUUUAGUCUACUUUCUACACUUAACUUGAAUACCGACAUCAACGUCGUCGACUAUGGUGGCUUCUUCGACGUUGUUUCUGCCUCCUGGAUCUACAACGCAUCCUAUCCUCCUGGGACCGAGGGUCACUUUGCUCUUCCACAAAUUGCACCUAAACAAGGCCUGAAGAACUAUACCAUAUCUUUGCCGGCAACCACAUCUCAACUUUCUCUCGAUUGCCAAGUCAUCAGUGACGCAGCAUUCACCACAAAGGUCGAAACAGACAACAUAGCACUUCGAGCUUUCUCGGCUACCGAUCGCGAUUGUUUGAUCUCCGGAGACAUAGCUGUCAGAUCCGGAGAUGUUUACUACGACAAGUUUUACUACCUGAAAGCUUUCUCCCAGCAGGACUGCCCGGACGUCGCCGGUCGCACACGCAUGGUGAUCUUCUCCAUUCCAGUCUUUUCUAACAGCGACAUGCAAGAGCCGACCCUGAUAUCUUGCAUUCCUUCGUACUGGAUUGUCAAUGGCACAGUCAGCGUCAUUAGAAGUACAGACUCAGCUGGCCGACUGACAGAAACGCCUUCUUUCUCAGAAACCUCUCGGCUGAUUGAAGAACUGCCCGAUAUGAAACGCCAGCAGUUCGAACAAGGCGUCAUUAACGUGCAAUCCAUAAACAUUGGGAGUAAGUUUAAUUCACCGAAUCGCCUCGCAGAGCUGGUGGCUAGAUAUACCGACAGCCAUGCUUUGGAAUUCGCAGAAGAAAAUUUGAUUAAGGCUGCAAGCACUGUAUACCCAGCUGUCUAUACAAUGCUUUGCCUUGAUAGGUUCUACCCACGCUUGGCACAACCGAUUCAGCAGGAGGGUGUGUUGUACAUACCUGAGAACCGGUUACAUAUUGUGGAGCCUGUGGCGAUUGUCAUGCUUGUCGUUCUCGCCAUACUCAUUGUCGAGACCAUCUAUCUCAUCAUCUACUUGCACAAGCAUCCGAGCAUAUUAGCAGAAGAGCCCGUUGGACUAGUUGGUGCUGCGAAUCUCCUUCAUGGUAGCAACAUCUCAUGUUUGGUUGCAAAGUUUCAUCACGAGCCCGGAUUCGAUGGUCGCCUUCGACGGCUGGUUACACAGGCCGGCAAGACGCGAGAAAAGACCAGGGCUCCAAACACUGAUGACGGCCUAUUAGACGGAGACUGCUGGGUAGAACGAGAGCCUCAGUCAGGGCGGUUGAAGAUCUUAGUGGGGUCCGAGGCUGUAGACGCUGAAUACGCAUUUGCUUAG